AUGGCCGACAAAAAACAAACCAAAGAAGUCGUUACGGUCUUGUUAUUGUGCAUAUCGUGGUACGUUGUCAGCUCCAGCAACAAUGUCGUCGGCAAAACGCUACUCAACGAAUUUCCGUAUCCCAUGACGAUGACAAUGGUCCAAUUGCUGUCUAUCACGGUGCUAAGCGGACCUCUUUUUAACCUGUGGGGUGUCAGAAAAUACGUGGACAUAUCCUGGAGGUACUAUUUCAGGUUGAUUGUGCCCCUGGCGUUCGGGAAAUUCGUGGCCUCAGUGUUCAGCCAUGUCAGCAUAUGGAAAGUUCCUGUCUCCUAUGCUCAUACAGUUAAAGCCACAAUGCCAUUAUUUACUGUGAUACUGUCAAGGGUGAUAAUGGGGGAAAAACAGACCCCUCUAGUGUAUUUUAGUUUAGUCCCUAUAAUAGUCGGUGUUGGUAUUGCUACACUGACCGAAAUAAGUUUUGAUUCGAUUGGACUUAUCAGUGCUUUGGUAGCCACCAUGGGUUUUUCCUUGAUGAAUAUAUUCUCGAAAAAAGUUCUGCAUGAUACGAAAGUGCAUCAUUUGAGGUUGUUGCACAUUUUGGGAAGGCUGGCUUUUUUCAUGUUUUUGCCUGUGUGGAUUUGCACUGACAUGUUUGGUCUUUUAAAGGAUAAUACUGUGGCAUAUCAUGAUUACAGAGUUGUAGCACUACUAUUUACAGACGGGGUACUAAACUGGCUGCAAAACAUAAUAGCUUUCAGCGUCCUCCACCACGUGACGCCACUGACUUACGCUGUUGCCAAUGCUAGCAAAAGAAUCUUCGUCAUCGCCGUCUCGCUCUUCAUACUUGGCAACCCUGUAACCUCCACCAACGUUUUUGGUAUGCUGUUGGCCAUAUGUGGAGUACUGUUUUAUAAUAAGGCGAAAUACGAUGCGAAAAAGUCGGAGAAACCCAAGCCAUUGUUGCCGUCUCAUACGGACCCUAGUUUGCAACACCGAAACGGUCAUUUAAUCCAGGAAAAUGGUUACAAACAUUCGAACGGAAUUUCCAAUGGAAAUCUGAACAGUUUUAAUAAUAACACGUUUUCCUAUAACUCGAAAGUGCGAAAUAACUUGUUGUUUGUAUGA
Molecule: messenger RNA, 1107 nt
Organism: Brassicogethes aeneus
Lineage: Eukaryota; Metazoa; Arthropoda; Insecta; Coleoptera; Nitidulidae
Source: the annotation of a GenBank genome assembly